UUCUUGUUCCUAGUCUUUCUAAUUAUAUCGUAGAAGCCUUUACAAGUUACACCGCCUAAUAUUUUACUAUUACUCGGCUUCAAAAACCUAUAUUGCUUUUCUUCUUCUUCUUCUUCUUCCCCAAUUUCAAUUUCAAUUUCAAUUUCAAUUUCAAUUUUCCAGUUUUCCGUCUAAAAAGGCCGUCUGUCAUCCUAUUCCCCAAAUUCGAAGAACAAAUACGACGAUUGUGAGGAAAGGAUUAAGGGUAAAUUCCCAGAAAUCGAAUUCCAGAAUUAAUCGUUCUUAGGAACUUCAUCUGAUCAAUAAAAGCAUAUGCGGGGAAUGGACUUACCAUUCACGCCUACUGCUGUUGCUUGCAAAUAAUGUCCGGUUGGCAAGGGGGUAGGAAUGUUUUGAGCAUAUUUAAGUGGAAGAAACCCGGUGAUCCUUCUCUUUCCAUUGGCCUACUCAAUGAUAACCCUCCUGAGAUUGAAUUAUCCGGUUAUGGAAGAAUACCGAGUCCUGGUAGUGAAAGCCCCUCUGAGCUACUUAACGGGGAGAGCCUGAAAGUGGAACCUAUUGCUGAUUUGGACUUGUUCUUUGAAAGGCUAUACAGCUACUAUUGUGAUAAAGGGCUUUGGUGCAUCAUUGUUAAGUGGAUAGUUGAACUCUUGAGUCUUGCUUUCACAAUAUGUUUUUCGGGAUUUUUCUUACUAUAUGUUGACUGGGAUGGUCUUCGCAACGCUAAAUGUGGAAUUGAUGCGGUUGAAUCUGGAACUAAGCCCUGUGACCUUGCAAUAGAAGCUCUGCAUGCGCACCCAUUAACCCCACUCACGCUUCCCAAAGCUAUUAUUCUUGGGUAUUUGGGUAUUUUCUCCAUAUAUUGGAUCUUCUGUUUUCUAAGGUUUUUCGCACAGCUAAAGGAAAUUCUCAGGAUACGCCACUUUUAUUACAACUGUCUCCAUGUUACAGAUGAUGAGUUGAAGACCAUGCCAUGGCCUUCUAUUCUCGAGAAAGUGGUUCGUGUUCAGAAUUCACAGAAGCUAUGCGUGGUGAAGGAUCUGUCAGCUCAUGAAAUUGUAAUGCGAUUGAUGCGGAAGGAAAACUACUUGAUUGGCAUGAUCAACAAAGGGAUUCUUGCUUUCCCUAUCUCUAAGUGGAUCCCCGGUGCUGGUCCAACUGUCAAGUCUGGCCCUAAUAGGGGUCGUCAACGCCUCAUAUUGACAAAGACGCUUGAGUGGACCUUAAAUUGGUCCAUUUUGCAGAGCAUGUUUGACAGAAAAUUCUGUAUCAGAGGGGAGUUUGUCUCAAAUCCUGCUACUUUGAGGAAAAGACUUGUAGUAGUUGGACUAGCAAUGCUUCUCCUCUCUCCGUUUCUAGUCAUAUUUAUGCUGGUUUAUCUAUUCUUGAGGCACGCUGAACAAUUCUAUAACCAUCCAACUACAGCAUCAUCUCGAAGAUGGUCGAAUUUGUCAAAGUGGAUGUUUAGGGAAUUUAACGAGGUGGAACACUUCUUUAGGCACCGCAUAAACAGCAGCAUCGUACAUGCUUCAGAUUACUUGAGACAAUUUCCAUCUCCCAUAAUUUCAGUUGUUGCUAAAUUCAUCUCCUUCAUAUCCGGUGGCUUUGCGGCUGUGUUGAUCAUUAUUGCAUUUCUGGAUGAAUCUUUGCUGGAGGGACAUAUAUUUGGCCGUAAUUUGUUUUGGUAUGCUGCUGUGUUUGGAACUAUUACGGCUAUCAGCCGGGCAGCUGUGACAGAUGAGCUUCUUGUUCUUGACCCAGAUGGCACAAUGUCCUUGGUGGUUCAGCAUACGCAUCACAUGCCAAAGAGAUGGCGUGGUAAAGAAAACACAGAGUUUGUCCGGGUAGAGUUUGAAACUUUAUUUCAGUAUACAGCAAUGAUGUGGCUGGAGGAGAUUGCCUCUAUAUUCCUCACUCCUUAUUUGCUCAUAUUUGUUGUCCCAAAGCAAGUGAAUGACAUUCUGCAGUUCAUCACUGAAUUUACGGUAUAUAUUGACGGAGUUGGUGAUGUUUGCAGCUUUAGUGUCUUUGAUUUUCAAAAGCAUGGCAAUGGAAAUUACGCUUCACCAUACAAUUCGCUUCCCACUCGGAGGAGUUCCCAAGGGAAAAUGGAAAAAUCUUUUCUGAGCUUUCAAACCAGCUACCCUUCUUGGCAACCAGACGCUCAAGGGAUGCAGUUUCUAACCACUCUCAGAACAUUCCGGAACGAAAAGUUGCGCGGGCCUAUUCCUGGUUACGCGUAUUCACCACCCAGAAGAUGGCAGCAGCAGAGUCCACGUUUUAGAGAUCAUAGCUCCCGAAACAGCUACUUCAGAAGGGAAUCACCCUACAACGGUCAAGCUCCGGGCUGUCACUUGGGCUCUCUUUGGCUCAUUGGAACUGACCCGAAGACUCACCCUUAUCUUCUUGAUUGGUUUUAUGUGUCCGGGGCCCGACAUGUUAUCGGUAAUAACACUAACGACGGCCCGUCAGUUUCUCUGGACAUUGACAAUGAACAAACAAAUGAUUUUUGGAUGCCGUCCUUAAAUAACGAAGACAACAACAACCAAGGAGAAGAAAGCUGGCCUAAUUUCUUAGACAACCGGUCAAAGAACCAUCCGGAAGCUUCCACGUCGUCAUCUCCCGUCUUCUUGGAGGAGGAAAGUGUUCUUCGGCAUAACGACUCCAGCAGCACCAUGCUUCCUUCAGCUAGAAGCCACUGGUGGAACCGCCGUGGUGGUGGAACCACCAGUGCAGACCCUCAACAGGCAGCAAGCUUUCUCGAACCCCCGGAGUUUCACCACCGUGGUGGGCCACAUCAAGCCAGCUUUCUCGAGCCUCCUAUGUUCAGACACAGCGGUGGGACCCAACAAGCCAGCUUUCUCGAGCCUACUGAAUUUCAGCACCGUGGUGGGACCCAACAAACCAGCUUUCUCGAGCCUACUGAGUUUCAGCACCGUGGUGGGCGUGGGCCCCUGCAAACCAGCUUUCUCGAGCCUACUGAGUUUCAGCACCGUGGUGGGACCCAACAGACCAGCUUUCUCGAGCCUACUGAGUUUCAGCACCGUGGUGGGCCCCAACAAACCAGCUUUCUCGAGCCUCCUAUGUUCAGACACAGUCCUGAAUUUAACCAUCAUAAUGCUGAUAAUUACUGUGAAAGCCAUUCGGAUAGGAGCAUCGAUGAUGAACACGACGAACAACCUUUGGAUUGGGGGAAUUAUAACCAGUUAUCUCGAACAACGGAUCCAGAUGAAUUUGGUGGAGAAUUUAAGCUCCAUUUUGAUGAUGUUUAUAAACCUUCUGAACCUCCCAAUAUGAAUCUAGACCAUGAUAAAUAUCAUGUGAGCUGAUUUCUUGAUCCUUGAUAAAUGAGAGGCUGUUUGGUUGUUAAAUUUCAUUUAUUGGGUCUAUUUCGUACAUAGUUUUUUAGGGUUAUUCUCUUCUUUUUUGUUUUGGUACAAGGAGAAGUGAAGAACAGUAAAUUCGAAAUUCUUUUGUUGUACAUAAUUCAUGGCUUCAAUGAAAAGGUUGCAUUUAGAAUCGA
This is a messenger RNA of Spinacia oleracea (spinach), 3523 nucleotides long. Its product is annotated as autophagy-related protein 9. Lineage: Eukaryota; Viridiplantae; Streptophyta; Magnoliopsida; Caryophyllales; Amaranthaceae. The transcript is spliced from 10 exons. The record is from RefSeq and is a predicted model, not a curated record. Bases 363 to 3329 code for a protein of 988 amino acids. Gene Ontology annotation, biological process: protein localization to phagophore assembly site; piecemeal microautophagy of the nucleus; autophagy of mitochondrion. Gene Ontology annotation, cellular component: phagophore assembly site; autophagosome.